This is a messenger RNA of Episyrphus balteatus (marmalade hoverfly), 1301 nucleotides long. It is a transcript of the gene eIF1, whose product is annotated as eukaryotic translation initiation factor eIF1. The coding region runs from base 143 to 475 and encodes 110 amino acids. The record is from RefSeq and is a predicted model, not a curated record. NCBI's taxonomy places the organism in Eukaryota, Metazoa, Arthropoda, Insecta, Diptera, Syrphidae. Gene Ontology annotation, biological process: translational initiation. Gene Ontology annotation, cellular component: eukaryotic 43S preinitiation complex. The transcript has 3 exons. Gene Ontology annotation, molecular function: translation initiation factor activity; RNA binding; ribosomal small subunit binding.
CGUCACGUAGUUACUUGUCAUUAAAAAAAUAAAAGAGUUCCAUAUUUUCUCAUCUCGACACGAGUUCAAUUGAAAACACUUUCUUCAAAUAAAUUCCAUUUGCGAAGUUUUAUUUUUUGGCCGUGGUUAAUUUAUUUAUCGUAUGUCCAUCCAGAAUUUAAACACAUUUGACCCCUUUGCUGAUGCAAUCAAGGGUGCUGAUGAUGAUGUACAAGACGGGCUUGUACACAUAAGAAUUCAGCAAAGAAAUGGUCGUAAGACACUAACCACAGUUCAAGGGCUAUCAUCAGAAUAUGACCUGAAGAAAAUUGUCCGAGCAUGUAAGAAGGAAUUCGCAUGCAACGGCACUGUCAUUGAACAUCCAGAAUACGGUGAAGUUCUCCAGCUCCAGGGCGAUCAAAGAGAAAAUAUCUGCCAGUGGUUGACAAAAUCCGGACUGGCAAAGCCCGAUCAGCUUAAGGUGCACGGUUUCUAAGAAACCAAAAUUUACCACAAAUCGUAACAUGAGAUUUUCCAUUUAUUCAAAUAUUAUGUUAACAAAGAAUAAGGAAUUCUUCGUGUAAUGCUAAUUAAAUAAUUUUAAAAGAACAAAACAUAUAAUAAACAAAAAAAAAGAAGAAAGAAACAAAAAUAAACAAAUUCUAAAAAACAACAUAAAACAAAAAAAGAAGUUUAAAAUCAGCAAAACAAAUACAAAAUAAUAAUAAUAAUAAAAAAAAUGUUUUCACAUACAAACUAAGAGCGUGUACAUCGCUUUAUUGAUUUUCUUUUUCCUUUAAAUGAAACAAAAUAUUUAUAAUAACAUAUUUGUAAUAACUUUUAAUAAACUUUAAAAAAAAAAACAAAAAAAAAUAGAUGAACAAACAAAAACACCACCUUCACGUUAUUUGCAAAAACGCUUUCAAUCUUAUGAAACUUUAAAAUUUUGUGGAGAUUUUCUUUUCUUUUGAAACUUAACUUUUUAUGAGCUUUCCUGUUUUUUGUUUGUUUUCAUUUAAUUAGUGUUACCAUUUGUUUUCGUAUAAUUUAUAAAUCCUAACAAGUUAAUCAGUAUGAUGUUCCAUUUAAUCUCUAAUAAUACCACAGUCAAAAUUAUUGAAUUGACUGCUUGGAGUAUGAGUUAUAUAGAAAUUAAAAAAAGUAUUUAAUAAAAAAAAAAAAAACAACAAACAAGUAAAAUACUAAAGGAGAAAAUACAAACAAGUGAGUUUAUUCAUUAUUCGAGUAGGGUAAUACAUACAUAAUUUUAUUAGUUAAUAGAUAUGAAUGAAGUAAUUAAUAAAAAUAUAUUGGAACGUGAA